Messenger RNA from Schistocerca piceifrons (Central American locust), 465 nucleotides. RefSeq lists its product as uncharacterized. Lineage: Eukaryota; Metazoa; Arthropoda; Insecta; Orthoptera; Acrididae. The transcript is spliced from 3 exons. The record is from RefSeq and is a predicted model, not a curated record. The coding region runs from base 1 to 396 and encodes 131 amino acids.
AUGUUGCUCAGUGGAUGCAGCCCGAAAAUCUCACAUCCAGCAGCAAGAAGGUCUAUAAAAAUACUUUCAGAGUGGUUCACCAAAAACAAUUUCAUUGGCCUGGUCGCAGAAGAAAUUUUGUCCAGGAAAAUAUUACAUUUCUCAGAGAACUGCAAACCACACUACAGGAGAAGAAGACCGCUGCAAAGGUGCGAACUCGACGUAAAGCUCAGAAUCAAAGAUCCUCAAAAUCAUCGAAAGUGGGCGCCUCACCAAGAGGUCGCAAACAACGUGCUCAAACUGGUAAACACUCAGCUCGAAAGGGGAAAAAUUCACCUAAAUUUGAGCCAUAUGAGACUGAUGACAAUGUGGGGAACAUUGACAUCAAACUUACUACAGAGGAACAACUUUUACUGAAAGGCUAUGGGUCACUAGCAACACAAUCUAAUACUGAUUUAUUAUCAAAUUUGUCAUCCACAGAUCAUG